Oxyura jamaicensis (ruddy duck) is the source of this 5518-nucleotide messenger RNA. RefSeq names its product ASXL transcriptional regulator 2 (gene ASXL2). Gene Ontology annotation, molecular function: chromatin binding; peroxisome proliferator activated receptor binding; DNA binding. Gene Ontology annotation, cellular component: PR-DUB complex. Bases 21 to 4478 code for a protein of 1485 amino acids. The record is from RefSeq and is a predicted model, not a curated record. Gene Ontology annotation, biological process: animal organ morphogenesis; positive regulation of transcription by RNA polymerase II. Lineage: Eukaryota; Metazoa; Chordata; Aves; Anseriformes; Anatidae. The transcript has 13 exons.
GGAGCCCCGCGGCGGGUCACAUGACCGCGGCCCCUCGGAGCCGGGCCCAACAUGGCAGCGGCGGCGGGCGCAGGGGCCGGCAGCGCUCAGCCCUAGGGCGGCCGCCGCGCCCUGCCGGGCGGCACCGGCACCCGCAGCCCCCGCAGACCCCCCCCGCAGCCCGCCCGCAGCCCGCCGCCGCGUCCGACAUGAGGGAGAAGGGCCGCCGCAAGAAGGGCAGGACCUGGGCCGAGGCCGCCCGCACGGUCCUGGAGAAGUAUCCUAAUACACCUAUGAGCCAUAAAGAGAUUCUUCAAGUUAUCCAGAAGGAAGGACUUAAAGAAAUCAGAAGUGGGACUUCUCCUCUUGCAUGCCUGAAUGCUAUGUUACAUACAAACUCCCGAGGGGAAGAGGGCAUUUUCUAUAAGGUCCCGGGGCGGAUGGGAGUGUACACUCUGAAGAAGGACGUUCCGGACGGGCUGAAGGAGCUCUCUGACGGCUCGGAGGAGAGCAGCGACGCGCAGUCCGACUCGCAGAGCUCCGAGAACAGCAGCAGCAGCACCAGCAGCAGCAGCAAUGGGUGCACUAACAAGGAUGGGAAGAAAAGCAGGUGGAAAAGGAAAGUGUCAUCUAGACUGUCACAGACGUCCUCCCCCCAGUCAGGCUGCCCGUCACCUUCCAUCCAAACAGGCAAAGUCAUCUCCUCGUCCCAGAAACACAGCAAGAAGGCGCUCAAACAGGCCUUGAAACAGCAGCAGCAGAAGCAACAGCAGCAGCAAUGCAGAGCAGGCAUGCCCGUGUCAUCUAAUCAGCAUGUCCUUCUGAAGGCUGUCAAGGCAGCCAGUGACUCCACACCUACAAAAUCCGCUUGGGAAGGAAAGCAGUCAGAUGGACAGUCCAACAGCCCUCAGAACUCCACCUCCAGUUCCUCUCCCUCUGUUAAGCUCGAUAACUCCUUGCCAGGGCUGGGGAAGAAGCCAUUCCAGAGAUCUGACAGGCUCCAUGCAAGGCAGCUGAAGAGAACAAAGUGUGCUGAAAUUGACGUGGAAACUCCUGACUCCAUCCUCGUGAACACAAACCUGCGGGCACUGAUCAACAAGCACACGUUCUCUGUUCUGCCUACCGAAUGCCAGCAGCGCCUGCUGCUGCUGCUGCCAGAGGUAGACAGGCAGGUUGGGGCAGAUGGUUUGAUGAAGCUGAGUGGCUCUGCACUGAACAACGAGUUCUUCACGUCAGCUGCCCAAGGCUGGAAGGAGAGGUUGUCAGAAGGUGAGUUUACACCAGAAAUGCAGCUAAGAAUACGUCAAGAGAUAGAAAAAGAAAAGAAGGUUGAGCUGUGGAAGGAACAUUUUUUUGAGAGCUACUAUGGCCAGAGUUCUGGACUAAGUCCCGAAGAGUCCAAGAGACUGACAGCAAACACCAGCCCUGCCGAGACAGAGGUUGAAAAUCCAGCAGCUGAAAAGCCAAAAUGCCUGCCAGCCCCCCUGGCACCACUCAAAGAGGAGAUUACUCCCCCAUUAGAGUCUAAAGCACAAGCAGCACAGGCAGCACCCGCGAUGAAAAAAGGAGGAGAGGAAAGAAGAGAGGACACGCAGCCAAAAGCAGCCAAACCUGCAGAGGCCUCAGUUUCCCCAGAUGGCUGUGCAGCGAAGCCUAGUGACCACCCUCUCUCUUUAAAAGAGAAAACACAAGGAGAAAUUCAAGAGAAACCACAAUCUGCUGUCAGUCAAAAGCCAGAAGAGGAGAGAAAGCACGCUGCAUCAAAGGAAGCGCCAGUGAAAGAGACUGUGAGUACCUCAGUUUUGGCCCUGAGCAAACCAAAGAGCCCUGAAGCAGGUGAAGCAGUAGCAAACGCACCAAGUCCGGUGAUUACUCCACAAACACCAGAAAAGAAGUCCCCUGCAAAUGAAGAAAUGGAGGUCAGCGUUGAAGGCCAUAAGAGGAAGUCGGAGAGCCGAGAAGAAGGUGUAACCACUCCUGAGAAGAAGCCCCGCAUCAUGGAGAACUGCCAGCACCACCAGUCGUUUCGGACCCAGCCACAGUCCUUUCCUGCAGCAGGGACCCAGGUGCCACGGGUACCCCCGCUCAAGAUUCCCGUUUCCAGAAUCUCCCCAAUGCCAUUUCCUGCGGGCCAGGUCUCUCCCGGGGCACGUUUCCCAACCUCAGUUACCAGUCCAGGAAGAACAGGGGCCAGAACUUUGGCAGAUAUCAAGGCCAAAGCCCAGCAAGUCCGGGCCCAGAGGGCAGCGGCCGCCGCCGCAGCCGCCGCCGCCGCCGCCGCCGCGUCUUCGGGGGGAGCAGUGCCGGGGCCCGGACCCGGCGGUGGCGGGGGCCCUCCAGGUGGUGGAGGAGAGAAGAGUAACACAGCACCAAGCGGAACCAACGAAACUGGAACUGGAGGAAAUGCACUGGAACUGGCAGGAACUGGAAGCGGGGGAAGUUCGAGAAGGUUUCUUCCCCAUUGUCCAGGGCCCCACUCCCAAAUGGAGACCCAGGCCACGGAGCAGCCACCAGCUCACAAUCUCUCUAGAGCACAACUACAGCAAACUUCCACACUGCAACCCAGAACUCCAGGCAGCAAUACAGGCACCAACUGCUCCUCGUCAGCGGCAUCAGCAUUAGAGAAAAGCGACAGAAUAAAGCAGAGCCCCCCAAACAUGGCUGUGAACCAGGUUCCAGGCUCCCCGUAUGCUGGCAGCAGUGACAAACAAGAGAAAGCACCUUCUGCUCCAGCAGGUCCGAGCCAGGCCAGUGGGGCAUCAGCUGUCAGGGAUGGAACAGCCUGUGUCACUGCGUCCACAGCGAGUACCAACACAAACAUAACUAAGGUAGCGCCUGCGGCCUUAGGAGGGACCAGCUUAGAUGUCUCUAAAGGCACAUCUCCUUCCCCUCUGAUGUCUUUGUCUUCGCUGACACCCACGGGCUCAGAAGCCCAGGCUGGAGGCGCGGUAACAUCUGCUCCAUCUGCCCCUUCCUCUAACGCUUCGUCGGCAGUACCUAGCCUUAAAACUCACCUAAGCUCCAGUGGGGCCCUCCCCAAAGCAAGCUCCAGUAUUCCUGCUAACAACCCUUUAGUCACCCAGCUGCUUCAGGGCAAGAACGUCCCUCUGGAACAAAUCCUGCCGAAGCCUCUCACCAAAGCAGAAAUGAAAACUGUCCCGUUGGCCUCUAACGAAGAAAAAGGGGCAGCAGCACCCAGUGCUGCGAGCGUAGCAGGGAACGGAGGAGCCGAGGGUGGUGAAAGACAAUCGGGGUUACCUGCAGAGCAGCUUGGGAAGAUCUUUAGCCAGAACAGGCCCCUGCCUCACAUUCCAAGGACCUUUCCAGUCCCCUCGGGAAAGGACCCCGGUGUUGACCAGCACCAGUGCCCAGAGGCGCUCAGUAAAACAACGCAAGAGCAGAUCCUUCAGACGCUCAUCAAGAGGGUCCAGAGGCAGAAUUUGUUCCCAGUCCUUCAGCCUUCACAACUGAACCUCACUCACUCAGGGUUCCAGUUAGAAAACAGCUCCACCAGCCAGAGAUUUGUGCUGGGUUUCAUGGGCAGGAGGACCUCCAAGCCUGCUAUGUCUGGUCAUUACCUGCUCAACAUUUCCACCUAUGGCCGUGGCUCGGAGAGCUUGAGGAGAGGCUUCCUGAACCCAGAAAACCGCUUGUGUCUGAACAGCCCUGCUGACGCUCCGAAAACAGAAUGUGGGGAAUGUGAGGAGAUGGCUGGCCACGGCGGCAGCAGCAGCGAGGAAGGAGAUGCAGAUGAUGAGAGUACUGGUGAUGAACGUGAAGGCGUCAGUGUGAAAGAGGAGCCCCAGGCUUCGCAGGUGUCUGGCCAGUGUGAAAAAGAACAGGGGUCACACAACAUAAACCCUUCAGAUGGCAGCAGCCUUGCUAAGAAGGGUGUAAAGACGGAGGCAGCCGCGUCUCAGCCAGCAGCAGGCAGCAGGGAGAACGUUCCGGGGUUUGACGGAACUACGUUAGCGCGAGAUUUUAUUCAAGCCGCUCAAGAGCAAAUGGCACAUGCAAUGAGGGGAAAAAUGCACGGCAGCCCUGAGCUCUUCGGUCCUUCUGUACCGUCCUCGGACUCUGCGCAGCCUCCCCAGCUUCCUCACUCACACCCUCCAAAGCUGUGUGGAGAUGCUGCAGCACAGCUCAUUGGGCCCAGUUACAGCGGCACAAUAAACGUCUCCACCUCCCCGGACGUCAACCAAGGGUCCCUGAUGACGGGGCUGUCGGAAUGCAAUCAGCUGUCGAGCAGCAUGGGGAACGUCAUGUCCUUUUCGGUGACUGUAACCACCAUUCCCACCAGCCAAGCUAUGAACUCUGGCAACCACGGCCAGACCAUCCCGGUUCAAGCCUUCGCUGAAGACCACAGCAUGGAGGACUCCCCUUCCAAAUGUUACUGCAGGUUGAAAGCCAUGAUCAUGUGCAAGGGCUGCGGCGCCUUCUGCCAUGACGAUUGCAUUGGCCCCUCUAAGCUCUGUGUCUCCUGCCUUGUCGUGCGGUAACCGGGACGCGAAGUGGGGAAGAGGAUGGCUGGAUGUUGGUUUUGCUUUCGGAAGUACGUUGGGAAGAAACAGGAAAUUUACUGCCUUGCACAAGAGACACGUUACUGAAUCAGGAAUACAGAGUAGAGUUCUUCUUUCAUUAAAGAAAGAGCACCUUCUUGUACAGUGAGUCUAAAUUGAGCUCAACUACGUGAAUUGUGACAAGAGUUUGCACUUAAGGAAUUAUGUAAAUAUGUCACAUUAUUUUGUUUAAAAAUAUUUUUUCAAUCUUUUAGGAGAUAGCGUUUGACUUGUACUGCAGUUUCAUUAACCCCAGCCUGCUAUCCAGCAUGUUUGCUGAGCUCUGCUCUAGAUGGGGGAACGAACCCCCGGCCAAACAUCAGCCGCUGGGCUUCUCUUGGAAAGAGAAGAGCCGGAUAGUACGAAACUAAGCGUUUGUUCUGACCGAUGCCAGAGCACCGAAGCAGGAAACCCUGAAGGGGCUUCCUGCGUGGCUCUAAAUUUUCGUUCAAUUUUUCAGAAUUGGAAGGCGUUAACAUUCCCCAGGCCUUCCAAGUCACUGCCUCUCCCUUGGGGCACGGCUGUCUCCGGAAGGCAUACUGGGUUGUGCAAUACUGGCUGGUGUUUUUGAUUUGCAUAUCCUCGCCUCUUCAAGGAGGCGGUUGCAGCAGCCUUCUAGGGACGGAGGUAUCUUGAUUUGCUACUGGCAAAUACUGAAAAAGGCAACUGUACUAACCAUAGGAUUCAAGGAUCUAAGUCACUAAAGCAACUCAGUAACUGUGAUUAUUGGUAAUUCCAGGAACCAUUUAAAGCAGAGAUCGCAAAUAUGUGCCGAACUGCAUUUCAUUUCUGGACUGUCAGGACCCGGCAGAAUCCUGCUGUUAGGCGUUAUUUGAAGGGAGCUGGAGAGUGCCACCCCCGGAGCUGAGCACCGCCGGCUGUUGCAGCGCGUUAUGCAAGCCAAGUGCACUAAACGUCACCCCCUGUCCUACUGUUUGCUAGGAAGCUUUCUGUGGCUCAUUAAAAACUCCAGAUAGUCA